This is a messenger RNA of Arachis stenosperma, 1357 nucleotides long. RefSeq names its product protein MICROTUBULE BINDING PROTEIN 2C. The record is from RefSeq and is a predicted model, not a curated record. Bases 34 to 1071 code for a protein of 345 amino acids. The transcript is spliced from 6 exons. Lineage: Eukaryota; Viridiplantae; Streptophyta; Magnoliopsida; Fabales; Fabaceae. Gene Ontology annotation, molecular function: microtubule binding. Gene Ontology annotation, biological process: plasmodesmata-mediated intercellular transport.
CGAGGGUCUCUCGUCGCAUGGGAGAAAAAGAAAAUGUACGAGGGGCAGCGAUUCGUGGAUAUGCAAGGAAAUUCCGAUUUCGGAGACCCUAAUUCGUGGCUUUCAGCUCAUGAUAACUCUUCUUCCGAACUUGCUAGCUCCGCCGCCGCUGCUGCCGCCGCAUCUGGUGGUGCUGGAAACUUGCAUCGCGUCCUCUUCAACGACCUUGUCGAGAUUGUUCCUCUCGUUCAGUCCCUCAUCGAUCGUAAAGCAAGAAGCUCAUUCACCCGUCGUGGUUCCAUUAUCUACACCAAAACGCCUACAAGAGAAACGUUGUCUAAAAAAGCAACAGAUUUAAGAGGGAAAAAUGCCACUCAAUCUAUUCCUGUCAAAAAGAAAAAGGACCAAGCUGAAAAAGAACAAGGCAAAAAUGGUAACAAUAAUUCUGAUGCUGACAGUUUUUCUAUGUUUUCUUCAAGAGCUUCGACAUCAGAAAAGGACAGCGAAGAGCUAGUUAUAUUGAAGGAACAAGUAGAGGAACUUCAGAGGAAAUUGCAGGAGAAAGAUGACCUUCUAAGGUCAGCUGAAAACACAAGCGAACAACUGAAUGCUUUUAAUGCAAAUCUCGAUGAUCUGAAACGCCAGGCUUCAGAAAAGGACUCUUUGCUUAAGUAUACUCAACAACAACUCUCUGAUGCUAAGAUUAAGCUUGCAGACAAGCAAGCUGCCCUUGAAAAGAUACAGUGGGAAGCAAUGACAUCGAACAAGAGAGUGGAGAAACUCCAAGAAGAGCUAGAUUCUGUGCAAGGAGACAUUUCAUCAUUUAGAUUGUUCCUUGAGAGCUUAACAAAAACCGAUACUGCUGAUUACACCGAUGAUUAUGACACCAAGCCUUGUGAUUUAAAUUACGUUUCCAGUAUUGAUGAUUUGGAUGAGGUGGAAUUGCAGAAAAUGGAAGAUGCAAGAAAAGCUUACAUUGCUGCACUUGCCAUUGCCAAGGAAAAACGAGAUGAAGAAUCAGUUGCUGCUGCCGCUAAAGCUAGGUUACAUCUACAGUCAUUUGUUUUCAAAUCCAAAAAUUUCACUAUGUAGUUUCAUUUUAAUUGCUUACACGCUAGGCCCUGUAGUCACAUAGAUUAAUGCACUUUCGUCUGUAUCAGCGGCAUUUGUUAAUGGUUUGUCUAUAUAAAAUGCCUUUUUGAUUCAUUCAACUACAUAUAGUUGUGUCAUUUUAUAUCAUAAAGUGAAACUGGUUCAAUGAGGUGAUGCUUUAAGGUCUGUGAAAAUAUUGUUUUAUUUUCAUUUGGGUUAACUACCAAUGGAAAUGAUCGACAUUUUCUCUUUUUACAAUCUUGUUUUUGUUACUAUAUCUUUUUUG